CGCGCUUGUCUUCUUUCGAGACUUCUUCAUCGGGCGUUUCGCGAGCUUUUCUUCUGAUAUUCUUGUUGUUUUUUUUUUUUAUGCACGGUUUUUACUGUUUUGCACUUGAGAGCGUGUGAAGUGCGCGCAUGCGUAGUGGCUGAUAAUUAACCAAUUUGAAAAUUGCGGUUCUUCUGCUUUUUUCGCAAUUCGAUUUACCGCAUAAUUGCGCAAGAAAUUCCAUUUUUUUUUGUUGUGUGCAAAUAUUUUUGCAAAAAGUGAUUAUAAAGAACAAGAAAUCAGCAAUAGAUUUCAAACAAAGAGCUGCACUUCCUAGGCGAAGCUAAAGGACAUAAAAAACCCUUGACAUACGACAAGAUUCUCGAACUUGGACUCGGAGUAGGCCAAUUAAGAGUUGGCCACAGACGACAACAGGUGUCGGCGGUUCCAGCAGCGACAUCAGCGACAUCAACGACAUCAGCAUUGCACAGCGGCAACAUCCCAGUGACAGCAGCAACAUCGAAAGACAGCGGCAGCAAGUGGCAUCAAUUGCGGUUUUGAUCGCCGGGGCGGGUUGCCUGGUCCGUCGGCGAAAACGGGAAAUCGGAAGAAACAUGUUCUCCUCCAGCGCCGCCACAUCCUCCCUCUCCAUUGGCUUCAAUCUCGGCCAGCUGCUGCCAAUGGUGGCCGUUAUCGGAGUGUUGCAUCUGCCGCGAUUUGUGUGUCAUGCUAGCUGGGCAAGCAGAACGCCAGCGAAUUCCCCUUCCCAAUCCCAUUCCCCUUCCCAUUCCAUUAACGAGAAUGCCACCAUGCAAAUCCAAACGAUGCAGGUGAACUGCAGCCGGGAUCUGCUCGAGAUGCACCUGGAGCUGAGCCGGCCCUUUCGGGGCUUGCUCUAUGCCAAGGACUUUCCGCUGGAGUGUCGGGCGCGGGGACAGGACUCCACCCGGCUGCACCUGCGCAUCCCCACCUCGGGAUGUGGGGUGCGGGCGGAGCCCCUCGAGGACGGCAGUCUGGAGUACUCGGUGCGGGUGAUGCUCCAAAAGGAGCAGAAGCUGCGCCAGAGCACCGACAUCCUCAGCGCCGUCCGGUGCCAGCUGCCGGCCAACGCCAUGGGUAUGCCACUGCCCAUCCUGCGACAGGACAACGGACGCGAGCGGAAUGCUCGGAUGCGGGCCUUGGCAGCAGCGGCUGCAGUUCCAGCCCUGUCCGCAUCAUCAUCACCACCGACGAGCAGCAGCCACACCCACACCCAAUCCCAGCACCAUCACAUGGAGACGCCGCGGGUAAGGAUCUGGCUAGAGUUGGGUGGCCCCAAUGGAACCGGAUCCGUGGAGGUGGGCGUGGCCACCACCCUGACCGUACGGGCCAUCGUACCGGGAAACAUCGGAGUGCGGGUGGUGGACUGUGCCGCACUCGACGGACUGGGCGAAUCCACGCAGCAACUACUGGAUGCCCGUGGGUGUCCCAUCGAUGAGCAGGUAAUGCCCGCUCUGCACACCCAGCACCGACCGGCGGAGGAGGGAUGGUCCAAGCAGCACGAGGAAGACCUGGUCGAGCGGACGUUCGCGGCCACGUUUCCCGCCUUCAAGUUCCCGGACCGCGAACGCCUUCACGUCAGCUGUGGCGUGCAACUUUGCAAGGGGAAGUGUCCGACUCUAAACUGUCGCCAGAAGACGCCUCCGCCGGCGUUGAGUGCCGAGCAGCACUUGGCCCGCAUCGAGGUGUUCAAUUCGCUGGCCGUGACAGCUCCCCAAAUCGAGGUGGACCGCCUGCGCUACGACAGGCGCCACAAUAUGAGCGGAGAGGAUUAUGCGCCGCAUGUCCGGGGUCAGCCGGUGCCCAGCGAGGGUACCCUCUGUCUGUCCAUCUCCAAGUUGGCCAUCUCGUUCUGUGUGCUGGGCCUGAUCUUUCUGGUCGCCGUGGUGGUGGCCAUCUUUUCGCUGAUCCGGUCACGACGUCGGGAGCGCCGUCAUGGAGCCGGACUGAGCUUGGGACUGGGCCUGGGCAUCGCCGGGACGAGCACCUCGAACAGCAGCAGCCGAUUGCAUCGGGAUCGGGCCGAGAUCUGCACCUCGAUGUUCUCCUCUAGCAGCGAAUCGGCGCAAUCGCAGCCGCGUUUUGGCGCCAAGUUCCUUAUGCCCUACUAUCCCAAUACCUUGCCCUACGGUCGUGUCUACUAACUGACUAACUAGUUAAUAGAUGGACCUCCCAGAGACUGACGGAUUCGUCUAACGAGUGGUACCAAAAUAAGGUCUAACUUUAGCAAUAUUAACCUACCGUAUGUAACAUUCGGUUGGCCGAAAGGAUCUUGAAAGCGUUUUGCAAGCGGGUUUGGGGCUAAAACGUAUUUUGAUGUCCUUUCGUUCUAGUUGUAAUUAAAACCUACGUAUAUUUAAAAAUUAAACCUAAAUUAGUUGCAAAUGAAUAGAACAAAAAAUCCCUUUUUAUUUCUAUUGAUAACAUGUAAUUUUUCCAUUUUUUUUAUUUACUUAAUUAAUUAUUGAUGGUA
Messenger RNA from Drosophila elegans, 2491 nucleotides. RefSeq lists its product as uncharacterized. The record is from RefSeq and is a predicted model, not a curated record. NCBI's taxonomy places the organism in Eukaryota, Metazoa, Arthropoda, Insecta, Diptera, Drosophilidae. Bases 594 to 2162 code for a protein of 522 amino acids. The transcript is spliced from 6 exons.